This is a messenger RNA of Pichia kudriavzevii, 3837 nucleotides long. RefSeq lists its product as uncharacterized. Gene Ontology annotation, biological process: DNA-templated transcription. Gene Ontology annotation, cellular component: nucleus. The transcript has a single exon. NCBI's taxonomy places the organism in Eukaryota, Fungi, Ascomycota, Pichiomycetes, Pichiales, Pichiaceae. The coding region runs from base 1 to 3837 and encodes 1278 amino acids. The record is from RefSeq and is a predicted model, not a curated record. Gene Ontology annotation, molecular function: DNA binding; DNA-binding transcription factor activity, RNA polymerase II-specific; zinc ion binding.
AUGCAGGAAGACAACGUGACUGUGCCUUCCACUAAGUCGGGUACACCGAAUGCCAACAACCCUGGAAACAGGAUUGUCUCCCAGUCCAACAAUGAGGUAAACACAAACAACUCAAACUCUAGAGCAAAAUCUUUUGACAACAAUCCAAACGUAAAUAGCUCUGACAACAAGGCCAGCAUGGAUACUCCGAGUUUAUUUCCUUUUGACAUGUCGAGCUGGGAAGACACUCCCGAUAUGAACUUCAUGAUGGAUCCUCAUCAUGCAAGUGUGGACUCACCCUCCAUAAUCUCAAGCGUGGUGUCUCCAAUGAACAACCUCAAUCAACUUGGUGGGUUGAACCUUCAAAGUAUGACAAACAUUUCAGGUCUAAAUAUGAACGGUAUACAAGGAUUUAACAAUAUGAGUAAUAUGGGCACAAUGCCUGUGUUAAGUAACGUGAAUAGUAUGAACAAAAUGGGAAGCUUAAAUCAUCUGAAUAAUUUGAUAAAUUUGAAUAUACAACAACAGCAACAACAGCAACAACAACAUAAAAAUGCCCAAGAGCAGAGUAAGAAAUUAACAGAAGUGUCUGGGCCGUCUAUUGAUUAUUCGGCACAGCUACAACACUAUCAAAAUCUUCUUUUAGAAACCCAAGGUUUACUUAAUAUGAAGCAACAGAUGCAGCAAAAGUCGCCAGGAUCAAAUGCAGAUACUCCCCAGCCAAACACACCACAAAGUGUAAACACAGCUAGUUAUAAUAAUAGUCAACAAAAUAUGAUCCAACAACUUUUGCAGCUGGCACAAAUGCAGCAAAAUUUGCAGCAAUCACAACCACAAAUACCGUUGCAACAACAAAUCAACCAGAACUUGGCAUCAUCUAUUUCAGCUGCAUUUCAAUCUGGUGUCCCAAACUUGCCUCAGGAUGUCAAUGCUUUACAAUCGUAUAUAACCCAAUUUAGCAACUUGCAGCAGCACCAACUCUUUCCACAACAGCAACUACAACUGAAUGCACAGUCUACACAACCACCAAUAAAGUUUUCCCCAAAUGAUGGUCGUCUAGAAGCACCGUCCAAGCUUAAAAAGAAGGCUGAAGUCCCCCAGCCACGUACCAAAAUAAGGCCUUGUGAUCAUUGUCGGCGUCGGAAAAUCAAAUGUGUCAUGAUUCCCGAUUUACGCUCAUGUAAAUCAUGCCAGCAAAAGGGAAUCAAAUGUACGUUCAACGAAAACACAACUGUCAAAAGAAAUAUACAACCAUUAGAACAAGACAAUAAACGGAUGAAAUUUGAAGAUCCAACUAUUGAGCCCCCACCAAACGUGUUGGUUAGAGACGUUCCCCCCAUCAAAGACUAUUCCAAGAUGCAAGGAGAUUCAUUGCUCAAGAAAACUCUAAGUCUACAAUUCCCCAGGUCUUCGUUUUACAUUGGUCCAACCUCCAUCUACGAUCCUUUGUUUCUAGACAAGGUAUCGUUGGAUAAAAUUGAUCAGCUUCAGAUCAACAAAACACGGUCAAUUAGGAAAGUUUCCAAUAACAUUCAAUUUAUGCUACGUGACGAUUUUAGUGAAAUGUUAUACGAACAGUCUGAGAAGGAUUCAGAUACGGUUGAGAAGUAUGUUGCCCCCCAUGGACAGAUCUUAAUUGAUCUUUAUUUCAAGAUGGUUCAUCCAUCAUUUCCCGUUUUACAUAAGAAAAUAUUUCUUGAAAAAUAUUCAAGAACACAUAGAGAAUUCGGAGCUUCCUUACUAGCGGCAGUUUAUUUGUUGGCAAUUCAGUGGUGGGAUUAUGAACCACGACUUGCGAAGUUUCCAAAGCCAGAUGUUUUGUCCUUGCAUAGGUUUGCAAUUCGUACUUUUGCUGACAUUAUUCAAAGACCCAAAUUGAGUGCAGUCCAAGCUGGUCUUCUUCUACUCCAAUGCCAAUCUCUAGCAUCGUCCAAUCUUCUGUCAAUGAAGGAUAAACAAAACAAGAAAACACAAAUUGACCAAAGGACUAAAGAGGAGCGAGAUAAACAUAUACUUGAAACCCAGCUCCAACUUUAUAACCAGAAUAAUUGGCUACUUUGUACCCAAGUAGUUGGGUUGGCAGAAGAACUAGGUUUGGGUUUGGACUGCUCACAUUGGAGAUUACCAAAGUGGGAGAGGGGUUUACGCCGUAGGCUUGCGUGGGCGGUCUAUUCGCAAGAUAAAUGGUCGUCCCUAGUUGAAUCGAGGCCAUCACAUAUUAGCGAUCAAACCAAUUGGCUUGUUAAGCCAUUAACAGAUGAUGAUUUCCCGGAAAAGACCAAUGACAUGGCCAACAAUAAUAGUUCAGAGUUCCCAGGUGUUGAUGUUGAAUUGGGUAAGGAAUCUUUCAAACACGGUAUUUUGUUGUCUGUUAUUUUGAGCGAGAUAUUAUCAUCACUGUAUACACCUCGUGCAAUUGCUGAGUGUAAUUCGAUCAAUACGGUUUUGAAGAUUGCCAAGCCUCUACAACUGAAGCUCCGUGAGUGGUAUCACUCAUUGCCCAAAUAUUUACAAAUGGGUGCAUCUGGCAGUGGAAAAUUUAAUGUCAAUGGUAACUUGCAACUAUCCUACUUUGCAACUGAAAUUUUGCUUCAUAGAAGAAUCAUUUCGACGUUGUACAAUCAAACAAGAAGUAGUCAGGCUUUCAGCCCAGCUUCAGCGUCUAAUAAUUCUACACCAAGUGCUUUCAGUGAACCACAAUCGUCUUCACAAUCACAGCAGCCUUCAACAAUUCCGCCUCCGCCUCCCCAAUUAAUAGCGGUUUGUAGGAAUGCUGCAAAGACUCGAUUGACAGCUUCCAUUGGAUUUGUUCGAGAGCUAGAUUCCAGUCAUAUGCAAUCUUUCUGGCAUUCAAGUGCAUCAAGAAAUUUCGCAAGCAUUGGUGUCUUUGCUGUUUUGCUUUAUGUUACCAGUUUAGAUGCUGAUGAAGCAUCGAUUUAUCGUGAACACAUUAUGGAUUACAGAUGGAUUUUGAAGGCAAAUGCUGAGACUUUUGGUAUUGCAAAGGAAGCGUUGAGAUUGAUUGAUGGUGUUAUAAAAAAUAUUCCGGGGUUGUGGAAUGAAUAUGAUGAUGUAUCGAUGGAUGCUGUCUCUAAAAAUGUGAAUUUUGAACAAUCCAACUUGAAUUUACACAAACGCACUGUAAGUAAUAACAAUUACGGUGCCAAUAGUGGCGAUUCUCCCCAAAGUAUGGCAUCACCAAAGCAAGCAAAUUCAAAAACGACAAACACCAUAGGCAGAGUAUCACAAAAUGCAACACCGCUGAAUUCGCCGGUUCCGCCUUCUCCAUUGUCUGGACGUAUGAACUUUGAGAACAGCAAAAAUGUUAACAAACAAAGAACGAAAUCACCAAUCAUGAAUCGGAGUCUCAAGCCAGGAAAAUCCAGUGGGGAUCCAAAAUCAGCCACAUCACCUGAGCGAACACCUAUUGUUAGGACCCCGACUCCAGUAUUAAGAUCGCAGAGUAUGGCAUCUACCCCCAAUCAGAAUGCACAAGGCCGGAUUAGCAAAGAUAGUAAUAAUUCGGUGGAAAAGCAAGGAAAAGAGGACAUGGAGAAACGAGAAGCCUCCGUAAAGGAGAAAGCGCAAGAGCUGUUCAGAGUAGAUAAUAAAGAUUCCAUCAUGAAUAUGAAAGAGGCAUUAGAUAUUUCAGGUUCUAGUGAACACCGAAGCAGUGUUGACAGGACUACUAAUAAUGAUGGUGAGAAAGUGGCAGCAGCUCAACAUCGCAGUAGUGGUGACGGCUCGCAAGCAAAUGAGGAUAACUCCUCCAAUACUGGGAAAUUAAACCUGGCAAUGCUCACACAAAUGCAAAUGCAAAAGCUGCUUGGUAUGGGAAAUGAAAAUGGAACCCACUGA